Molecule: messenger RNA, 9049 nt
Organism: Podarcis lilfordi (Lilford's wall lizard)
Lineage: Eukaryota; Metazoa; Chordata; Lepidosauria; Squamata; Lacertidae
Source: the annotation of a GenBank genome assembly
AUGGCCGCCGCGGAGGCGCUGGCGGGUGUGGCGCUGGCGCUGGGCCUCUACGCCUUGCUCUAUUACAACUUCAUCAAAGGGGCCACGUGCAAGAACGAGACCAGCCUGCGGGGCAAGACGGUGCUGAUCACGGGUGAGAAUCGCCCCCGGAAGACGGGGGGCAGCGCGGUGCAGUGGUUAGAGCGUCCGAAGAGGGUCUGCGGGAGCUCCCGCUUUGAGGUUUCCUGUCCCUUGAUCCCCAGGAAAAAAACUCCAGAUCAGCCUGAGCAACAUGCAGCCUUGUGCAAAGAUAUAUACGAGGGGACUCCCUGUGUCAAAAACAAAACAAAACACUAGAGGCAAAGUGGGUCAGGUCAGUGGCAAAAAAGUUAUCAGGUUUGACAGGAGGGAUGAGCAGCUAAUGGCUGCUGGGCCAAACCUGCCCUCCUGUUGCCAAGCAGAGAUGUGCAGAGGAGGGCUUGGGUAAUUAUGAUGUGUUGAGUAAGGGUGCACACCCAGAGAUGGAGAAACCUGUGGCGCUUUUCCUGUUCUGGGACUCCCAGAAGCCCCAGGCAGCAUGGCUCAGUCAGGAUGAAGAUUACAGCUCCUCCAUUUCCAACCCAAGCUGGAAAUGAAAUAGAAGAGGGUUGGCAUUUAAGAGGCGCCCCACAGAGGUGACAGGUUGGUUAUAUAUAAAUUUAUUAUAUAUAAUACAGUGGUAUCUCGGUUUACGAAUUUAAUCCAUUCUGGAAGUCUGUUUUUAAACCAAAACCAUUCUUAAACUGAGGUGCGCUUUUCCUAACGAGGCCUCCUGCCGCCGGUGCCCUUCCACUGUUUGGAUUCUGUUCUUGUUGUUGUUUAGUUGUUUAGUCGUGUCUGACUCUUCGUGACCCCCUGGACCACAGCAUGCCGGGCACUCCUGUCUUCCACUGCCUCCCACAGUUUGGUCAAACUCAUUCCGUUCUUAGACUGAGGUCAAGUUCUCAAACCAAGACACUAUUUCCACUUUUGCGGAGUUUGUAAACCAAAUAGUUCUUAAACCGGACUGUUCUUAAACCGAGGUACCACUGUACCGUGGUACCUCAGGUUAAGAACUUAAUUCGUUCUGGAGGUCUGUUCUUAACCUGAAACUGUUCUUAACCUGAAGCAUCACUUUAGCUAAUGGGGCCUCCUGCUGCUGCCACGCCACCGGAGCACGAUUUCUGUUCUCAUCCUGAAGCAUAGUUCUUAACCCACGGUACUGUUUCUGGGUUAGCAGAGUCUGUAACCUGAAGCGUAUGUAACCCGAGGUACCACUGUAUAUUAUCAGGGGACUGAUAAUGGUGCCCUGGUCACCUGGCAGCUGGCCCUGAGAUGGGGGCCCUCUGUUGAACUUCAGCUCCCAUCAGAGGGCUCCAGCGCUUUAUUCAGGGGGUCUGUGAUGUGCCUGAGGGUUUGUAGUGGAAGAUGAGAGACAGCACAUCCAUAGCAUUCAAUAUUCGUAUGUAUUGUUUUGUAUUCUGCUACAAUUUGAGCUCUCCUAAGAAUGUAAGGGGGACGCGGGUGGCGCUGUGGGUUAAACCACAGAGCCUAGGACUUGCAGCGGGAAGGUAAACGGCGUUUCCGUGCGCUGCUCUGGUUCGCCAGAAGCGGCUUAGUCCUGCUGGCCUCAUGACCCGGAAGCUGUACACUGGCUCCCUCGGCCAAUAAAGCAAGAUGAGCGCCGCAGCCGACUGGACCUAAUGGUCAGGGGUCCCUUUACCUUUUACCUUUUAAGAAUGUAAGGAAAGAGCCUGGCUGCUGGAUGAGGCAAAUGGCGCAUCUGGUUCAACCUCCUGUUCUGGUGGGCGCCCAGCUGCCCCUAUGGGAAGCCCACAAGCAGGGCCUGAGCCCAGGAGCCACUCCCCUCUCCCGCUGUUUCCAGCAACUGGCCUUCAGAAGCAUGUACUGCUGUGGAAUUCACAUUAUAAUGCAACAAAGUGCAGCCUGUAAGAAAUAAAGGAUGUAGUGAAAAUGCAGUUAAAAACCAUACAGCACCUAGCACAGCUCAUUACAAUUGCCACAGCAGGUAGAAAAAUCAUUCGGGGGUCCGCCAAGACCCUCGACAAAUUUCAAGCAGCCAGUAAGCCCCGCCGCCACCAAACACACAUUUUGGGAACCACUGCUCUAGAUCAUUCUUUUCCCCGGACUUUUCCAGGUGGAAACACUGGGAUUGGAAAGGCAACGGCCCUGGAUCUGGCCCGGAGGGGAGCCCGUGUCAUCCUAGCUUGCCGGGACAGAGAGCGAGGAGAAUCCGCCGUCUAUGACAUAAGGAGGGUGAGUACCGGCCACCUGCCUCCUUCGAAAGGGCAGCGUUUAUUUCUUUGGCUCCACUUAGAAAUCACUUCCCUUGAACUAUCUUGAAGCGAUUUCACAGUAAAAUCAUGUCAUAAUGGAAUCUGAACAGUCAGCCCUUCCUUCUAGAAAGCUGGGAGGUCUAGCUUUCUAGGAGAAUUCACCAACCUGCCGCUCUCCCAACAGCAUCACACAGCUGUCUGUGUGAGAGUUGUAGUUCAGAAGAUCUGGGAGGCACCACGUUAGAAAAGUCUACCUUAGUGGUAUUAAGGUGCUGGUUUUGAUCUUUAAAGCCUUUUGUGGCUUAAGGCCCUCGUAUUUACAGGACCGGCACUCCUGGUCUGCCCCACAGAGGACCUUACGGGCCAUGAAUAAUCAUAGUUUAGAGGUCCUGGGUCCUAAGGAAGUCAGACUAUCCUCCACCAUUAAUUAUGAUGAUGAUGAUGUUGAUGAUGGUGAUGAUGAUGACAUUGGGGUGGGGGUGCUUGGAGGAUGUUUUCCCACAAUGCACUUGCAGGGAAUAAUAUCAAGUUGCCCCAUACAGCAUUGGCAUUUAGGAGCCUGCUUAAAACUCACCUCCUCACCUGGCUUUUUCUGGGAUGGGGGUGGUGGUGAAGCAGCUCCACUGCUGAUUUACUAAUCUGAUCUACUGAUUUAUGAUGUAUCUCGUAUUUGUUUUAGGAAUGUAGUUCUAUUGUUUAUGCUUUAUGCCAUUCACCACCAUCAUAUUUUCCCCCUUAUUGUUGAUCGUCUGGGGGGAAAGGAAAUUGCAAAAGAAAUAAGAAAAUAAAUCCGAAGUCUGGAUCUGUGGCCGUAAUAAUAAUAAUAAUAAUAAUAAUAAUAAUAAUAAUAAUAAUUUAUUUAUAUCCCGCCCUCCCCAGCUGAAGCCGGGCUCAGGGCGGCUAACAACAAUCAAAUAAUCCAACAUUCUAAAAAACAUUUCAUUAUAAAAAUUGAUUAAAAUCAAAUUGGUGGCAACCAUUAAGCAAAACUUGUGUGCAGAUAGCCAAAGGAGGGAGUCAGACUGUGCCUUGGCCAAAGGCCUGGUGGAACAGCUCUGUCUUGCAGGCCCUGCAGAAAGAUGUCAGGUCCCGCAGGGCCCUAGUCUCUUGUGACAGAGCGUUCCACCAGAUUGGAGCUGCAGCCGAGAAAGCCCUGGCUCUAGUUGAGGCCAGCCUAACCUCUCUGUGGCCUGGGACCUUCAGGAUGUUUUUAUUUGCAGACUGUAGGUUCCUCUGUGGGACAUACCAGGAGAGGCGGUCCCGUAGGUACGAGGGUCCUAGGCCGUAUAGGGCUUUAAAGGUUAAAACCAGCACCUUAAACCUGAUCCUGUACUCCACCGGCAGCCAGUGCAGCUGGUAUAGUACCGGAUGAAUGUGGUCUCGCAGCGAAGACCCCAUAAGGAGUCUCGCCGCAGCAUUCUGCACCCGCUGGAGUUUCUGGGUCAGUCUCAAAGGCAGCCCCACGUAGAGCGAGUUACAAUAAUCCAGUCUGGAGGUGACCGUUGCGUGGAUCACAGUGGCUAGGUCAGGGCGAGAGAGAUAAGGAGCCAACUGCUUAGCUUGGCGGAGAUGAAAAAAUGCCGCCUUUGUUAUAGCUGUAAUCUGCGCCUCCAUAGAGAGGGAGGUAUCGAAGAUUACACCCAAACUCUUAACGGACGGUGCUGGCACUAAUUGCACCCCCGCAAGAGAUGGGAGUUGCCCCCCCAAUCCCAUAUCGUCCCGUCCCAGCCACAGGACCUCUGUCUUCGAAGGAUUUAGCUGCAACCGGCUCCCACGUAACCAUCCAGCCACAGCUUCCAGACAUCUGGUCAGUGUGUCUGGGGCCGAGUCAGGAUGGCCAUCCAUCAACAGAUAGAGUUGGGUGUCACUGACAUACUGAUGGCAACCCAGCCCAAAACUCCAGACAAGCUGGGUGAGGGGGUGCAUAAAGAUGUUAAAAAGCAUCAGGGAGAGUAUCGCAUCCUGAGGAACUCCACACACCAAGGGGUGGCGCGAUGACAAUUCACCCCCAAGCGCCACCCUCUGUCCCCGACCAGAGAGAAAUGAGCACAGCCAUUGAAGGACUGUGCCCUGGAUCCCCACGUCAGCAAGGCGGUGGUCCAGGAGUUCGUGAUCGACCAUGUUGAAGGCUGCUGACAGGUCUAGAAGAAUCAGCAGCCCCGACCCGCCUCGAUCCAGCUGCCUGCAGAGAUCAUCUGUUAGGGCAACCAGAGCCGUCUCGGUCCCAUGACCAGCGCGGAAGCUGGACUGGAAUGGAUCCAGAGCCGAUGUUUCAUCCAGAAACCUGCCAAGCUGUUCAGCAACCGCUCUCUCAAUCACCUUACCCAAGAAUGGAAGAUUCGAAACCGGGCGGUAAUUGGAUAGAUCUAAGGGAUCUAAUGAUGUUUUAUUUAAGAGCGGGCGCACCACUGUCUCCUUCAGUUCUCCUGGGAAUAUCCCAGUGCCAAGGGACAAAUUGAUUUUUCCAGAGCUUAAUUGGCAUGUGAAUCUUCAGAUAACCUGAGCAUAAGAGCCAGGCUGCUGGAUCAGGCACUGGAUCCACCCCCAUCGUUCUGCCCGGACACUGAGGUCCAGCUCUGAGGGCCUUCUGGCAGUUCCCUCCCUGCGAGAAGCCAAGUUACAGGGAACCAGGCAGAGGGCCUUCUCGGUGGUGGUGCCCGCCCUGUGGAACGCCCUCCCAUCAGAUGUCAAAGAGAAAAAUAACUACCAGACCUUUAGAAGACAUCUGAAGGCAGCCCAGUUUAGGGAAACUUUUAACGUUUGAUGGAUUACUGUAUUUUAAUAUUUUGUUGGAAGCCUCCCAGAGUGGCUGGGGAAGCCCAGCCAGAUGGACGGGGUAUAAAUAAUAAAUUAUUAUUAUUAUUAUUAUUAUUAUUCAGAAGCAUGUACUGCCUCUGAGCCCAAACUCUGUGGAAUCCACAUUAUAAUGCAACAGAAUGCAACCUGUAAGAAACAAAGGACGUAGUGAAAACGCAGUUGAAAACCAUACAUCAUCUAGCACAUCUCAUUACAAUUGCCACAGCAGGGUAUAUAAAUAAAUUAUUAUUAUUAUUAUUAUUAUUUAUUAUUAUUAUUCUAGCCCAGCCUCCACUUCUCACAGUGGCCAAUCUGGUGCCUUCUGUGGGAAGCCCAUAAGCAGGAUCUGAGCACAAGCCCAACUCUCCUGCAGCUUCGAGAAACAGGCCUAGAUUCUGAGCAAGACCAUGGUGUGGCAUAGCAAAGGGAGCCUGGCUGUGGCCUGGCUCUGGGAGCGGGACAGGGGGCAAACUUUCUUGCUAGGGCUAAACGCUCCUUGUGUUUUACCCCCCUGCUCAGGAAAGUGGGAACAAUGAAGUUCUCUUUAUGAACGUGGACUUGGCCAGCUUCAAGUCAGUGAGAGCUUUUGCAGCGGCUUUCUUGAAAUCUGAGCCCCGCCUUGACAUUCUCAUCAACAAUGCAGGUGAGAUUUGGGGAAGGGGCACAGCUGCUUUGCAUGCAGAAGGUCCAAGGUUUUCAGUCCCCAAUGGCAUCCCCAGGUAGGACUGGGAAUGUCCCUGCCUGAAACUCUGGAAACCCACCGCUAGUCAGUGUAGCCAAUAUUGAACUAGUUGGAUCUGAUUGUGUAUUAUUAUGACAGCUUCCUGUGUUCCUGUUUAAAUCUUCUUCUUCUUCAAAACCACGAGGGCUGAAAUCCUGCUUUACUUUUAGGGGAAGGGCUAUAGCUCAGUGGUAGAGCACCUGCUUUGCAUGCAGAAGGUCUAAAGUUCUGUUCCCAACAGCAUCUCUAAGUAGGACUUACCAAGGCAGAAUAGAGCAGAGCUAUCCUGGUUCUGUCUUCUAUGGCAUUCACUACCCAUCCAGUUUGGUGUCAUCUGCAGUUUUUUUAAAGAAAUAUUUUUAUUAACAAUUUCAACAUACAAACUAUCAAAACAUAUCAUAUUCAUUAUUCCCCAUCCUUUUUCCCCAUAUCCCCCCUUCAAACCCUACCUCCCCAGAGACUUCCCUUAGCUCCUCUCUCUGAUUUUUCAGGACAUAUUGUUCUCUGCAUGUUACAUGUCCUUACAUUAUCUACCCUGUUAUCGACCAAUAAAUUUGUGUAUUUUUACUCAAAAUUUGCCAGGGAGUCCAGUUCAUUUUGUUGUCUUUUAAAAUAAUUUGUAAAAAGCUCCCAUUUUUCCUUAAAGUCACAGUUGUCCUUGUCCCGCAAUUUAUAAGUCAAUUUAGCCAGUUCUGCGUAGCUCAUCAAUUUUUCUUGCCACUGUUCUUUCCUUGGGAUUUCCUGGUUCUUCCAUCCUUGUGCUAUCAAGAUUCUUGCCGCUGUUGUAGCAUACAUAAAUAAGUUAUUUGUUUUUCUUGGAAGAUCUUGUCCUACAAUCCCUAACAGAAAUGCUUCUGGGUUUUUUUUUCAAAUGUCAUUUUAAACAUUUUUUCAAUUAACUGUAUAUCAUUUCCCAAAAAAAUUUCACUGUCAUCUGCAGAUUUGUUGAGCAUCCCCUCAAUUCCUUCAUCCAAGUCAUUUAUAAAGACAUUUAUAAAUACAUUUCUAAAUACAUUUAUAAAGACAUUGGGGCCUGGCAUGGUUGGUAGUUACCUGGGUCUUCUUGCUAAACAGGUGUGUCUCAAAGAGCUGGCAGAAUGCCAGUAGUGAUGGGGGGCUCUUAUAUUUCAGCAGGGUGAGCCUCCCACAGAAAUGGGGCCACCAGAGGCAUGCCGCACUUCUUUAAUCCAACCUCAUUUUCUGGUAGGCGUCAGGACUGGAAGCCGAAGCAGCGACGGCUUGAAUUUGGCGUUCCAGGUGAAUCACUUGAGUCAUUUCCUUCUGACCCACCUCCUCCUGGAGCGGAUGAAGCAGUGUGCACCCAGCCGUGUGGUGGUGGUGGCUUCCAGUGGACAUCGGUGGGGGAAGAUUGACUUUCAGAACAUCCACAAGCCAGUGGAUGGGCAGUCGCCAGGGGUCCAAUCCUACAGAAACAGCAAACUGGCCAAUAUGCUGUAUACCCGGGAGCUUGCCAAUCGACUGGAAGGGACAAACGUUACCUGCUACGCUGUCCAUCCAGGUGGGUAGCAGGUCCAGCUCAGCUCCUGCCUCCACUUGGGACCCUCCAUAGUGGGGUCUGGAGCCCUUGGGGGACUGGAGGGGCAGAAAGCAAGGAGCCCAACAAUAGACAGAGCCAAAACCAGGGAAGGGCAGAGACAGAGUCAAUUGCAGGUGGAAGUUCUGUCCCCUUCCUCAUCCUUAUCCCUGCAGAGAAUCCCUGCAGAGAAUUACAAGGGGCAACACUGAGACUAUGGAAGAGAAGGGAGCUGAUGGGCAGGACCACCCUGUGGGCUGGUUGUAAGUAGGAAGGGUGGCAGAUGGGGACUGUCUGAGAAGCAGACUUCCAUUGGUCCUCUAGAUGCUGUUGGGCUCCCAUCAUUCCUGACCGUUGACUGAGCUAACUGGGGUCCUACAACAUCUGCAGGACAGGGUCUUUGCUAUCUGGAGGGCCAGUAACUCCAGAGAUUCCUGUGCAGCUCACCUUUUCAUUCAUCGCCCUAGAACAUACAUUCCUUUUGCAAAUUUCUUGGUCGUCAUUGCCAUCUGCAACUAGACUAGCCUUUGGCAACCUGAUACCUGUAGCCUUCCCAAAACAAGGAAGGAUUGGACCCUGAUUAAUAGAAUACACAUGAGCCUUGACCAGCAAGACUCUGGGAGGAGGUGCCAAUAAUAAUUCCUGUCCACCCCUCGGCCCAGGUCGUUUUAUUCACGUAAGAACUUUUUACACAGUGUUCGUAAGAACCAAUCAGAUUUCCUCUGAGCAUUUCAAAAACCCCACGUGGGACAAAGUUAAAAGUUAAAACUACAAAGAGCUAAUUUGAGCAUACAUAGUAGUCCAGAGUAAAUAAAAGAGGAAGCAAGGAGGAAUGCUUUUAGGAAAACCCCGGAGGUCAUAAACAGGAGUAAACAGGAGAGGAAGGAUGGGUAGUAUUUACCAUCUCUUUGUGAACUCUCUUCCUGAACUCUUAUGAUCUAUCUAAAGAUUAAACUACAUCAAAGUAACUUACUAUCUUUAUGUAGUGUGGAUGCCCAGUGAACAACUGGCCUGUGUAUUUAGAAUGCUUAUACGUGCCUGUCAGGUGUAUAGAGAACACAUGGUAGAGAUGGAGAGGCUUGUGGGAUUUGAUCAGAAAUUAUUGUCAAUGAAUCAAACCCAGUCAACACAAUGCUUUCAUAGCGGACACAAUGACUUGAUGCAUGUUUUAGAAUUCCUCAUCGUAAUCCCAUCAGAUCACUACAAUGCCCUUCAGGUGCUUUGAAUGACGACUGCCAUCAGCUCCAGUCAUACUAGUGGAUACUAGCUAGAUGGAACCUCCAGUAUCAAAGGAAGUUGACCUCUAAACACCAGCUGCUGCUGCUGAGGAAGCGCUGUUCUGCUCAUGUCAGGCUUCCCAGAUGGGGCAUCUGGUUGGCCCAAACAUAAAAGAGAAUGUUAAACAAGAUGGACCUCCAUUCAGUUCUAGCUACUGAUUUUUUUUCUCUUUCAGGGCUUGUUAACACUGAAUUAUUCCGUCACAUGUCGAUCUGGCUGAAGCCUCUUUUCUGGCUCUUCUUCCGAGACACGACCAGCGGAGCUCAGACGUCCAUCUACUGUGCCACUGAGGAAGGCAUUGAGAAGUACAGCGGGCGCUAUUUUGCCGAUUGCAGGCUGCAUGACCCCAAGCCACAUGCCCGGGACGACGCCGUGGCCAAGAAACUUUGGGAAGUCAGCGAGAGGAUGGUGGGGCUGGCGAACUAG